AUGAGUUCGAUAUUUCCGCUGCUGUAUUUGCUCUUCUGCGACGAAAUGUGCAUCCGUUUCCGGUCGUUGAGGACGCGGUGGCGCAUGGAGGUGGCCAAGGUGCUCGCGUCCACUCCACGGACUACGUGUCAAGUACUGGAGUCAGAGCGGUUGGCGCACGCGCAGCUCUGCGAUCUCGUCGAGGAGGUGCGCGUCGCGUUCGGUCCCCGGCUCACCACGUACCUGCUUUUCGUGUUCCUCGAACACCUGGCCCGAUUCUACUUUGACACGUACGUGAUGCCCACUUACAGGUUCAAGCACUCAGCGCUGGAGAACAAGGGCGUCAGUAUGUUGGAGUCAUUAAUGUUCCUGGGGCAUGCCUGGAUCGGUACAUACCUGGUCGCCUAUUUGUCAGAUACGCUCACCGAAUCUAGCAAAGAAAUAAUAACUGACUUAAGAAACAUACCGAUAUGGAAAUUACCUCAAGACUGCUCUGAACAGGUUACUUUCUUCAUGUCUCAAGUACAAAAUUCUCAAACCGUUAUAACAGCUUCUGGUCUAUUCACGGUUAACAAAACUAUUCUAUCAUCAGGCGUAUCCGUUAACCUUGCUCGCAAUGCAAGGCAAUCAGGACUCAGGCGACGAUCUUUUAUAAAUACGCUAUCCACAGACACCAAGCAGUACAGUUCUCGUUUACUAGUUGCCGUAGCACAAGACAAUAUUGAAGAAAUCAUGAGCCGAUUUGUCGUAUUUGUCUCGAUGGCGUUGAUGUCGGUGGCGUUGGCCGCCGCCCAGCAGAACGCCGCCAUACUGACCGACGCCCGGUACCUGUCCAACAACGGUCAGUUUGGCGCCGCUUACACGCAAGGCGACGGUGUGCAGUUCAAGGAGGAAGCGGACGCUGAGGGUAACAGACGAGGCUCGUACAGUUACGUAGACCCCAACGGCCAAAGGCGCACAGUCAGCUACACCGCCGGCAAGGACGGUUUCAAGGCCACCGGUGAUCACUUGCCGGUAGCCCCGACUCCCGUUCCAGUACCCGCUGCCCACAACGCACCCGCACCCAAGUCGGCUCCAUGGCAAGACCAAUGGUCUCAACAACCAGCAGUCCCAAACCAAUGGAACCAAUGGAACUCUGCACCAACACCUAAGUAUGACGAUGGACAAUGGAACCAAUGGAGCUCAGAAACCGGAUCGGAUUCCGAUGAUGGUCAAUGGAACAAAUGGAGUUCAGAAGUUGCAUCAUCGAAGUCCGAUGACGGUCAAUGGAACCAAUGGAGUUCAGAGUCAUCUAACGACGGACAAUGGAACCAAUGGAACUCCGCUCCAUCGACUGCGGCGCCAAAACACAGUCAAUGGAACCAAUGGAACUCCAUUCCAACCACUGCCAAAUGGAACCAAUGGAACUCUGCCCCAACGCCACCACCCUCUUCCUACAACGUCAACCAUGCUUCAGGCAAAUUCAACUUGAACAGAUCUCCAGACGGUUUCAGCUACACGUUCAGUCAAAACUGAUGCGCACCUAUAGCUAAGCCGCAAGCAAACCACUAAAUGUAUCAUAUUGUUCUUCAAUCGAUUUGUUUUUAUAUUUUAUUAAAGACUAGUCCACGUUAAAAAAAAAAAAAAAUAAAAUAACUUUAUAAAAUAUA
Rhopalosiphum maidis (corn leaf aphid) is the source of this 1628-nucleotide messenger RNA. RefSeq lists its product as uncharacterized. The record is from RefSeq and is a predicted model, not a curated record. Gene Ontology annotation, molecular function: structural constituent of chitin-based larval cuticle. Bases 1 to 1494 code for a protein of 497 amino acids. Lineage: Eukaryota; Metazoa; Arthropoda; Insecta; Hemiptera; Aphididae. The transcript has 6 exons. Gene Ontology annotation, biological process: sensory perception of taste. Gene Ontology annotation, cellular component: chitin-based extracellular matrix; membrane.